Molecule: messenger RNA, 1468 nt
Organism: Dendronephthya gigantea
Lineage: Eukaryota; Metazoa; Cnidaria; Anthozoa; Malacalcyonacea; Nephtheidae
Exons: 3
Coding region: 535-1443 (302 amino acids)
Source: RefSeq, a predicted model, not a curated record
AACAAAAACAACAUACUGAUUAACAGGUGAUGAUUUGCGGUUACACAUGGCGGCCGAACUGCUUACAAUUCACUGGUGGUUAUCGUUCUCCUGGGGCACCGUAUUGCAAAACAUAGAACGAUCAGGUAUAUCGGUCAGCUAAAGCGCACGCGCAGGUUCGCAUGGUGAUGAAGAUGUCUGGAUUGCUGUCUGGAUACGAGGCUGAUACUACAAUGUUAUAGAUUUUUAAAAACAACAGGAACUAAAAUUUUGAUAAAAAGAAGGUGAAUCUAUCAGUUCUGUUACCGAAAAACCAAUCUACCUGCGACAACGUACGCGGUUUUGGGUUUUAGAGUAGAUUGGAAGUAUGAGGUAAGGUCAAAAGCCGGUUUUCAGCUGCAUUGUAUAGCAAAUAAGGAAAACCCCGCGCGUCACCGGAAGACAUCUGAACAAGGAAAUUAAUACAGGAUGUUUUAAAACAAGGGACAUAAACCAAGUGUUUCUGUUCGACGUUUUGACAUUCACUGGCCUGAUGUCCAGAAGACUUACUCUGAAAUGGAAGUUUCUUAUUCAAUUUUAUUUGCAAUAUCGCUGACAAUAAAUGUGUGUAUUCUUUUGAGUAUCUUAUUGCCCACGUUCUUACGUCUACUGAUGCGGCGCGUUUUGAACGCUCGAUUAUUAAAUCAUUAUGAAGAAUCACUGAAGGAAAACCCUGCGUUCCACAAGAGACUGUAUCUGGAUAUAAUAUUCAAUGGAUUCUCAUUAUUGACUGGAAUGAUCAUACUAUGUUUGAGUGACGUGUUAGAGCAACCAUUUUUGACUUCAAGCCCAAGUUUGAUGAUUGUUUUUUCAGUUGCUGUUGGUUGGCAGAUAUUUAAAAUACUUCAGAAUAUUUGUGAUCCCGACAAGACAUCGAAACAUUCAAAGAUAACGAAUGUGUUGCGUUUCGUAGCCAUUUUUGUGUACUCCUCAAUUUUGGUAUAUAGACAAAAUGCGUUAUUAGCAACUAUGGGACUAAUUGUUGAAGCACACGCUCUAUUCUUAAAAAUUAAUAAACUGUGGAGAGUUCUGAAAGUACGGGAACAAAGUACAUUGUAUUUUACCUCUACCCUGGUCACCAGUCUCGCUGCCGUGCUAUUACGUGCUGUUUUCCCAUUGGUCACAUUAAUAGUCACCUCACGAUUUCAUUUAAAUGAAAUUCUAUUUAUGGACUAUCUUCCACUCGCAGUAUUUUUCCUAUCGCUCGUGUUUUAUACAGCAGCAAACAUCUGGUUCAUUAAAGUAUCAUUUGAAGUUUCACACAGGUCGUACCUCAGCAAACGUAGGGUAACUAGGAACAGAUUGUUAUACACUGUAAACCCUACAAUUCCAAAUUACAUUCAUAAUGAUCUAUGGACGGGGAAAGGAAGAGCUUGUUUGGUGAACAUUAAUACGAAUCCGCAAAUAGAAUCUCAAGAUAUUUAGUAUAUAAUGAAAAAUCCCCUGCAUG